CAGGAAGCUGAACUUUGCUCUCAGUGAGGGGAGGAGCUGGGCUUUUCCCUUACCUCCUGCCUUUAACUUAGGAGCUGCCUAUAACUUGAUAAAGAAGGAAGGUGGAUGUUGUGUGAAGCACUUUGCUGCUUGGACUAAAACACUACGAGCACACGGGGAAAGUCUGGGAUUUGGACAGGUGACUGCAGCAGCUUGGCCCACCUGUGACUAUGGUUUGUACCGCGAGGAACAUAAGUUUUUCGAGUGAUGGCCUCCAACAGACGUCCUCCAUCAUAAUUUGCUCUUCAGAGGACUAGGAGUCCUUUUGGCUCCUGCAGCUUCUCAGCGCUGAUAAAUCUUGUCAUUGGAGGAUCAAGCAUCAUCAAAGACUUCCCUCAAUCAGUUUUAAAUAUUUGAUUGUAGUUUUUAGAUCUGUUUCUUAGCAAAUAUUAGACUUGGGAUUGGUCUGACAGCUUCAGAUAGACAGCAAUCUGGACUGGCCCAUUCCUCAAACUUCCAUUUGAGGAUCCUCUCAGACACACUGUUUGAGGUGUGAGGUCAGCAACCACACCUAGCUAAUCUGAUAACACUGUGUUAUCCCCGGACUCGUCCAUCAUCCAUCAGCAGUCAUGGAGUCUGUGGCAGCUAGAAUGGCCAUGGUGACCGACUCCCCCAACCCAUCGCUGAGGUCAAGGACUACUGUGACGACAGAUCGCAAUUCGUUUGUGAGCUCAGCCAGCCUUCCCUGCAGCCACUUCCUGUCAGUCAACGUCAUCAAUGUUGUGGAGAAAUGUAUGAGCGCCAUGCAGAUGGGGACCCAGAUGGUGAAGCUCCGCGGCAGCUCCAAGGGACUGGUGCGGUUCUUCUAUCUAGACGAACACAAGUCCUGCAUCCGCUGGAGGCCCUCGCGGAAGAAUGAAAAGGCCAAGAUCUCCAUCGACUCCAUCCGGGAGGUGUGUGAGGGUAAGCAGUCUGAGAUCUUCCAGCGUUAUGCAGAAGGCAGCUUCGACCCCAACUGCUGCUUCAGCCUGUACUACGGAGAGCACAUGGAGUCCCUGGACCUGGUGUCUGGCACUGGAGAGGAGGCACGGACCUGGAUCACAGGCCUCAAAUAUCUGAUGGCUGGCAUCAGUGACGAGGACAGCCUGGCCAAGAGGCAGCGCACCCGAGAUCAAUGGCUGAAGCAGACCUUCACUGAGGCUGAUAAGAACGGCGAUGGCAGCUUGAGCAUCAAUGAGGUCCUGCACCUCCUGCACAAACUCAAUGUCAACCUGCCCCGACAGAAGGUCAAACAGAUGUUCAAGGAGGCAGACACAGAUGACAACCAGGGGACGUUGGACUUUGAGGAGUUCUGCUCCUUCUACAAGAUGAUGUCGACUCGCCGAGAUCUGUACCUCCUCAUGCUCACCUACAGCAACCACAAAGACCAUCUGGAUACAGACGACCUGGCCCGCUUCCUGGAGACCGAGGAGAAGAUGACCAAGGUGACCAAGGACCAUUGCCUGGAGAUUAUCAACAAAUUUGAGCCGUGCUCUGAGAACCAGAAGCAAGCAGUUUUGGGAAUUGAUGGUUUUACAAAUUACAUGCGCAGCCCAGCAGGGGAUAUCUUCAACCCAGAACACUACAACGUGAACCAGGACAUGAACCAGCCGCUGUGCAACUACUUCAUCGCCUCCUCACACAACACCUACCUGAUGGGUGACCAGCUGAUGUCCCAGUCCAGGGUGGACAUGUACGCCUGGGUGCUGCAGGCCGGCUGUCGCUGCGUAGAAGUGGACUGCUGGGACAGUCAGGACGGCGAGCCCAUCGUCCACCACGGCUACACCCUCACCUCUAAGAUCCUCUUCAAGGACGUCAUCGAGACUAUCAACAAGUACGCCUUCGCCAAGAAUGACUACCCAGUCAUCCUGUCCAUAGAGAACCACUGCAGUGUCCCUCAACAAAAGAAGAUGGCCCAGUACCUCAUUGAGAUCCUGGGGGACAAACUGGACCUGUCCAACAUCAAAGCUGAUGAGUCUGGAUGGCUGCCAUCACCAGAAAUGCUCAAAGGCAAGAUCCUCGUCAAGGGGAAGAAGCUGCCUCCCAACAUCGACGAGAAUGCAGAAGAGGGAGACGUGUCGGACGAGGACAGCGCUGAUGAGAUGGAGGACGACUGUAAGCUGAUGAACGGAGAUACAUCAGCCAACAGGAAGCAGGUGGAGAACAUGGCCAAGAAGAAGCUUGACAACCUGAUGAAGGAGUCCAAGAUCCGAGACAGAGAAGACCCAGAUAGCUUUACCAUCGCGGGUCUCCCUCCUGCUGGGAAGCCCACAGCCAAAGCUGGUUCUAAGGGUAAGAGUGAAGAUGGGACGGACACUGCGGACGAGGCUAAUCCCAGCAGCAACAAGCGAACCGGCCGCUCCUUCAUGGGAAGCUUCUCUAAACGCAAGAAAAAGACAUCAAAGCUGAAGAAGACGUCGAGCCUGGAGGACACAGACACAGACCAAGAGAGUACAAGUAGUGCCUCCCGUGCCCCCUUGCACCACAACAAAAAGAAGAAGACCAUGAAGUUAUCGAGAGCUCUGUCUGAUCUGGUCAAAUACACGCGAUCUGUGGGUCUCUAUGACAUCGAGGCACAAGCCAGCUGCAGCUGGCAGGUGUCGUCGCUCAGUGAGACCAAAGCCCACCAGGUGAUGCAGCAGAAAGCUGCGGCCUUCAUCCACUUCAACCAGCGGCAGCUGUCCCGCAUCUACCCUUCCUCUUACCGCGUGGACUCCUCCAACUUCAACCCACAACCCUUCUGGAGCGCCGGCUGUCAGCUUGUUGCAUUGAACUACCAGUCAGAGGGCCGAGUCCUCCAGCUCAACAGAGCCAAAUUCUACAGUAACGGCAACUGCGGCUACAUCCUCAAGCCUGCCUGCAUGUGUGAAGGUGCCUUUAACCCCAACCUGGAGGACCCCCUGCCGGGUCAGAUGAAGAAACAGCUGGUGCUGAAGAUCAUCAGCGGACAGCAGCUGCCUAAACCCAAAGACUCCAUGCUUGGAGACAGAGGAGAGAUCAUCGAUCCCUUCGUGGAGGUGGAGAUCAUUGGCCUGCCUGUGGACUGCUGCAAGGAGCAGACAAGAGUUGUCGAUGAUAACGGGUUCAACCCAAUGUGGGAGGAGACUCUGGUGUUCACAGUCCACAUGCCGGAGCUGGCCCUGGUGCGUUUCCUCGUGUGGGAUCAUGACCCCAUCGGCCAGGACUUCAUCGGCCAGCGCACCAUCGCCUUCAACAGCAUGAUGCCAGGUUAUCGCCAUGUUUACUUGGAAGGUAUGGAGGAGGCUUCCAUCUUUGUUCAUGUGGCUGUGAAUGACAUCACUGGUAAGGCCCGGGCAGCCAGCGGCAUAAAAGGGCUGUUUCACAGAAACCCAAAGCAGUCUUCCCUGGACAGCCAUGCUGCUGUACAGCACAGCCGUAAGCACCCGUUUGGUGCCCACCUCCUGCGCCGCACUGCCAGCGCACCCACCAAAGGCCAGCCCAAAAUCAAGAAGGGCUUCCCAGAGAUCGCCAUCGACACCAAAGACUACAGCUCAGAGGGCGCUAGUGAGGAGCGAGAGUCUGAGGAUAGGGACAAGGCCUCUGCUGCCGCCUCUCACCAGUCCACUACACCGCAACACCGCAACGGGGACUCACUGGAAUCCCACCAAGCCAAGGGUCCCUGGGACCGUCCUGACACCAAUGGGGCUUUUCACCCUGAGGAGGGUAAAGACUGUUCCACAGCGCACAGACCAGCUCCCCCUCCUCCAUAUCUUGCACAAAACUCUGAAGACGCCAGAAGCACACAUUUCAUCCGUUCUGUCUCCGCCCCAGAAGAGAGCCUGCCUUCUCCCCACUCCUCAUCUACACCGCUGCACUCACCAUCCACAGCAAUAAAUGCAGACUCCCCAUUGACUGUUCCUUCUAAUGGCGUGGUGGAUAUUCCUAUGAGGGUGAACGGAGACCCUAAGAAACCUCCUACCCCCUUUAGAACCACCUCUCUCCCUCUCCAGAACCCUGCUGACAAAACUGUACCAUCACAGUGUAUUCGAGACACCCAGGCCAACAGAAGCGCUGAUUCAUUCAUGGAGAACACAUCAAGCCAGAGGGAAAACCAAAAAACUGAUGCAGCAGAGUUAAAGUUGGACCACAGAGCAGAGCCUCCUGCUGCAGCAGUGUCUCCUGGAACCCUUGGAGUCCCUAUAGCUCACAGGACCCAGGCCAGGAGAGCACUUUUUAGCAAUCUGCCAUCACACACACCAGUAAGAAGAACAAAAAGUGAGGGCCAGGUUCAGGUGGCUGUAGCCUCAGGUGGGCAGGCCCAGUCAGCAGUACCGGAGGUCUGCACGGAUGCUACCAUGAACGACCGCCUUUGGAGCAAGUUGGAGCCAGGCAGCCACCGAGACAGCAUGUCCUCCUCCUCUAGCAUCUCUUCCAGUGACACUGUCAUUGACCUGUCCCUGCCUAACCUGGCCAGGAAGAGUCUCACAAGCCUGUCCACCUGCGAUCCACCUUGGGUCAAUUGCCGCCACUCUGCAUUGGUCUCCUACGACACCCUGCGAGUCACCAAGAGUAAGUCAAACCCCAAUCUUCAGCAAAGUGAGUGCCAGAAAAAUGAGCUUAAGCCCCGCAACCUGCAGCCCGAGGAUACUUCUGUGGACUCACCCAGCCGACUGACUCAAAGAAGGCACACCUGGAGUCGGCUCUACAUGGAAGGGCUCAAGCAGUCAUCCACCAGCAAGCCGUCCGUUACAGUGAGAACCCCAGCAAAUACAGCUUCCAUGUCCAAAAGCCUCGGGGAUCUGACCUCAGAUGACAUUUCCUGCAACUUUGAUAGCAAGUACCGCAGCAUCAGCCGCAGUUUCAUUGUUAGGCCAUCCCGGGACCAGCUCCGCAAGGGCAGCCCACAGAAGUCUCGACCACCUAGCGACCUGACAGAACAACUACGGAAGCUGACUGAUGUGGAGCCCCUGACUGCUAGCGACUUCACUCCGGGAGACAGGCCUGGAGAGUCACAGGAGGAACUGGUGGAUGAGAACCUGGUGCGAAGGACAUCCUCGAGGAGCCAAAGCAGGGUGCGGUACAUUGCAAACAGGGCCAAGAAGGCCCAGGAGAGGCAGAGGCUCCAGGGCCUGGUCCAGGGCAGAAGUGCAAGCUUUAGCCUUACUGGUAGCAGUGGAAGUAGGGCUAACCCCAUUGAGGAGCGAGGUAACCCUGAAGGGGCAUGUUGCGUGGCACGGAGUCCCUGCACCAGCUUGGACCUGCUGAGUCAGCUCACCCCCCUAGGAACACCCUCCCCUAGACAUUCCCAGUCCUCCCCAGACCCUGAAAACAGUGAAGUCUUUUUCAUGCUCAAACUCUAAGAACUGGCUGACUUGGAACUGAGCGUGAGAGACACAGCUAGAGACUUGUCUGGACUACAGUAGAAAUCUUUUUUUUCUAAAAGUUGUGUAUCUUGCAGAAUAUCUUAUAUCUUAAAUUGGAUCAAAAUACAGAUUAUUUCAUGUUUCACAGAAAACUAUGUUCUACUGCUAGUAAUCCAUGAACAUUUUUUAACCUGUGCGUUCAUUCAUUCUGUCUGGAAGCUACUGGAGAGAGUUCUUACUACAGCUCUGUCGUCUGUUUGCGCCAAAUGUUAGAUAAUUGCCAGAAUGUAUUUAGUGAAAAAUACCUGGAGUUUUUAUAUGGCUGUCUAUGUUGACUGUGAUCUACCCUGAGUAUUUUUUGGAACUUUACAUGAGCAUACAGUAGCAAUAGAUCACAGCUAGAGGACAGGGUUUUAAAUGAUCCAUUCUUAUUUACUUGAAACUGUAAUGGUAUACUUUAACUGAGUUGAAAAUGAGAUACUUUAUGUCAAGGCGUUAUCAGCCCAUCCAUACACUAGCAAUAUUUUGAAAAUGAUGGCAUGGUAUCAUAUUGAAGAUAAAGUACAGCUUGAUGCUAAACUUUGAGGCUUGUCUCAUGUCUUUGCUGAAAAAAUAGAAAGGAAUAAUUUUUACAAUGCAGGGCAAAAAGUCUUAAUUUUUAGUGUUCCUUAUGUAGUGCUUACAUUGUAAUUUGACCGAACUGCCAAUAUUUUGCUAACCUUUCUGAUCUGUGGCAUAUCACAGCACUGAGAUUCCCUGUGUCGUCGACACCAUACCAAGUUUAGCUCUUUUUAGUUGACCGCAUGACCUUUUAUGCGUUGCAAUGUUUAUUUUAAGGCUGUACUUUAUUUUUCAAAGACUUUUUAUAUGAAGAUUUGUUAAUAUUCCAAAAAUCUUUUAUAGGAUUGUCACAAGAGCAUCAUGUCUGAAACCCUGUGAUGUCAUUGGUCCGUGGUACUAAUACAAGAUGGAAAUGAUCUGUAUCGAAGCACGUUUAUUUGUCGGCCUGCUGUAUUGUUUGCGCUGCCAUGCCAGUUCUAUGUGUGAAAUUUUAGGGACAAUAUUUAAUUCAAACAAUGUGUUAUUACCUGAAUAAAUUGCAAAUGCAUAUUA
Messenger RNA from Micropterus salmoides (largemouth bass), 6455 nucleotides. It is a transcript of the gene plch2a, whose product is annotated as phospholipase C, eta 2a. NCBI's taxonomy places the organism in Eukaryota, Metazoa, Chordata, Actinopteri, Centrarchiformes, Centrarchidae. Bases 609 to 5339 code for a protein of 1576 amino acids. Gene Ontology annotation, biological process: lipid metabolic process; phosphatidylinositol-mediated signaling. The transcript is spliced from 23 exons. Gene Ontology annotation, molecular function: calcium ion binding; phosphatidylinositol-4,5-bisphosphate phospholipase C activity. The record is from RefSeq and is a predicted model, not a curated record.